AUGGCUAUUAAUUUAUCAAAAGGCGGUAACAUCAACCUGUCUAAAACAGCGCCUACAAUGAAUAAAGUAGACUUAGGUUUAGGCUGGAAUCCUCGUGUGACAGAUGGUAAAGCAUUUGACUUGGAUGCGGUUGCUUUUCUGACUGGUGAAAAUGGCAAAGUUCGUUUAGAUGGCGACUUCAUCUUCUUUAACCAAAAAACCUCUCCUUGUGGUUCUGUUAAUCAUAACGGUGAUAACCGUACAGGUGACGGUGAUGGUGAUGACGAAACAAUUUCAGUUGAUCUAGCUAAAGUACCUGCUGAUGUCGCAAAAAUUGUUUUUGCUGUAACCAUUCAUGAAGGCCAACAAAAUGGUCAAAACUUCGGUAUGGUGGACAAAGCUUAUAUCCGUGUAAUCAAUCAGGAUAACAAUGCAGAAGAACUUGCACGUUUUGACUUAUCUGAAGACGGUAGUACAGAAGUUGCCAUGAUUUUUGGUGAGUUAUACCGUCAUAGCGGUGAGUGGAAAUUUAAAGCAGUCGGCCAAGGCUUUAACGGCGGCUUAGGUGCUUUGGCUGCAAUACUUGAAAGUGAUUCGGUUUAA
This is a messenger RNA of Oppiella nova, 582 nucleotides long. NCBI's taxonomy places the organism in Eukaryota, Metazoa, Arthropoda, Arachnida, Sarcoptiformes, Oppiidae. The record is from the annotation of a GenBank genome assembly.